This is a messenger RNA of Gopherus evgoodei (Goodes thornscrub tortoise), 3642 nucleotides long. RefSeq names its product guanine nucleotide-binding protein G(q) subunit alpha. Gene Ontology annotation, cellular component: heterotrimeric G-protein complex. Gene Ontology annotation, biological process: action potential; adenylate cyclase-modulating G protein-coupled receptor signaling pathway; phospholipase C-activating dopamine receptor signaling pathway. NCBI's taxonomy places the organism in Eukaryota, Metazoa, Chordata, Testudines, Testudinidae. Bases 393 to 1472 code for a protein of 359 amino acids. The transcript has 7 exons. The record is from RefSeq and is a predicted model, not a curated record. Gene Ontology annotation, molecular function: GTPase activator activity; G protein-coupled receptor binding; G-protein beta/gamma-subunit complex binding.
CGGAGGGAGGGAGGCGAGGGGGGGCUUCAGCGGGUGUAAUUUACAAGGGACGUUUGGAGACUGUGGCUGCAAGACAGGAAAGAAAAAGAGUAGGGUGCUGGGCUGCUCCGGUAGAUGUUUCCCUGUUGUUUGGUGCAUGAUUUAGAGAAGAGGAGGAGCUGGAACCAGCGAGUGGCAGAGCCAGGAGAUAGGGGGGUUUGCGCUGCUGCUCGGGGGGGGCCUUUCUCUGCCUCUCUUGCUCCCCGGGUGUAGCAUCUAGAGCUCUCCCGGCGUUGGCUCUGCUGUCCCCGGGUGGGGGUUCGCAGGCAGAGGGCGCGUGCCUCCCUCGCUCCGUGGUGCGGGGUGUGUGUGUUUUCGGGGGGUGGGGGUUGUGUCUGAACCAGUUAGGAAGAAUGACUCUGGAGUCCAUCAUGGCGUGCUGCCUGAGCGAGGAAGCCAAAGAAGCCAGGCGGAUCAACGAUGAGAUCGAGAGGCAGCUCCGCCGGGACAAGCGGGACGCCCGCCGGGAGCUCAAGCUGCUGCUGCUGGGUACGGGAGAAAGUGGCAAAAGCACAUUCAUCAAACAGAUGAGAAUCAUACAUGGAUCAGGAUACUCUGACGAAGACAAAAGGGGUUUCACAAAACUCGUGUAUCAGAAUAUAUUUACAGCAAUGCAAGCUAUGAUCAGAGCUAUGGAUACACUCAAAAUCCCAUACAAGUACGAACACAAUAAGGCCCAUGCACAGUUAGUUCGAGAAGUUGAUAUAGAGAAGGUAUCAGCAUUUGAGAAUCCCUACGUAGAUGCAAUAAAGAGUUUAUGGAAUGACCCUGGGAUCCAAGAGUGUUAUGACAGACGGCGGGAAUAUCAGCUAUCAGACUCAACUAAAUACUAUCUUAACGACCUGGACCGUAUAGCAGAACCUGCCUAUCUGCCCACCCAACAAGAUGUGCUUAGAGUUCGAGUCCCAACAACAGGGAUCAUUGAAUAUCCAUUCGACUUACAAAGCGUCAUUUUCAGAAUGGUGGAUGUAGGAGGCCAACGAUCAGAAAGAAGAAAAUGGAUACAUUGCUUUGAAAAUGUCACAUCUAUCAUGUUUCUAGUAGCCCUUAGUGAAUAUGAUCAAGUACUUGUGGAGUCAGACAAUGAGAACCGAAUGGAGGAAAGCAAAGCACUGUUUAGGACAAUUAUCACAUAUCCGUGGUUCCAGAACUCUUCGGUCAUUCUGUUCUUAAAUAAAAAAGAUCUUCUAGAGGAGAAAAUUAUGUACUCCCAUCUAGUUGACUAUUUCCCAGAGUAUGAUGGACCCCAGCGAGAUGCACAGGCGGCACGAGAGUUCAUUUUGAAGAUGUUCGUGGACCUGAAUCCAGACAGUGAUAAAAUUAUCUACUCUCACUUCACAUGUGCUACAGACACAGAGAAUAUCCGCUUCGUCUUUGCUGCUGUCAAGGACACUAUCCUACAGUUAAACCUGAAGGAGUACAACCUGGUCUAACUGUGCCUAGUAGGCCCCCCAAAAUUCCCUUCGGGCAAUUGAAGAUAUACAAGAGGGACUGUAUUAUCUGUGAAAACGACUUGCAUAAUACUAAUUUAUUGCCGGCCUGGACUCUGUGAAUGUUCACAGAGUUUGUAGUAAAUAUUAUGAUUUUAUUUAAACUAUAUUGAGGAAAAACAAAAGAUGCUGAAAUACAUUCACAGCAUGUUUCCUCAUUUUUUUAGGCAAAACCUUGUGACUCAAUGUGUUUUAAAUUCUCAGUCAUGCACUCACAAAGGAUAGGGGGUUUUUUUGCUAUUAAGGGAAAAUCAAGCUGGUUUCCCCUUUCCCUGACUCUCUUUCUCACUCUCUCCCCUUUCCUCCACUGCAUUUUAUUAUUGUUUUCAAAGGUACAAUGGCCUUAUUUUUCAGUUGCAUUCCUUGGCAGACUGUUUUCUCUACAGUGAUCUGAUCAGGAAAAUACUAUCAUCACAAUUUAAGCCAUCAAUCAUUCUAAUUUUACAGUAUGUACUUUUUCUGAAGGAUCAAAAGUAUUGAUACUGUGAUUUUAAAAUUCUUGACAUGGAUAUUUUGCAAACUGUCUUCACGCUGUGGUCUAGGAUAUUGGGUUCAAAAACAGCAGUUGUAGUAACAUGGAUUUUAACUUUAGCUAUAACGUGGCAAAUCAGAACAAUGCAUAGAAGACAGUAAUAAAAUGACUAAGGCAAAAUGGUGAUGUGGAAUAUGAUCGAAUUUCUUUUUAAUUGUCAUGUGUCCUUUCUUCUUUCUUUUCUUUCAAAUCAUAGAUGCCAAACAAAAAUGCCAUAGACACUACAUUUUCCCCAGAGGCUACAGCCUGAAACAGUGUUUUUUCAGGUUGGCUUUGUUUGUUUGUUUUUUAUUUUUUGUUUUGGUUUGGUUUGGUUUUUUUUUAGUUAGAACUUUUUAAAUAUUUUUGACCACAAUCUAAACAUUAUUUUUAUUGAAUUAAAAAAAUUCAUGUUGCCAAACGUGGCUUUUUAUAAAACCAAUAGCUUUGAAACAUAAGAUACUAAUUGAAAUGCCAAAUUGAUUGAUUGGGAAACGACCAGAUUGAGACAACUGCCAAAUGAUAAAGAAUUAAAGUUUUAACUCAUAUGUUCCUCUCCCCCUGCUUUUUUUAAAGAAAGUGUUCCAUUUUGAAUGCCAAAAACAGCAGCGUGAGUGAAAAUGCUGUUGGGUGCAUCAUGCACAUGCAUAUUGUCUAUACUAAUUUAAAGACAAUUUUACUCUGUCCGUAUGUCAAAGAUAGUAUGAGAAUACAGGGAACAUUUUCUGCAGUAAUAUCAGGGCACCUUUAAUUGUAAAACAUGAAAUUACUGAUGAAUAAUCAUAUUCAGGACCCUGUCUUGAUACAGUUGCUAGUUAAUGGAUUGACAGAUAUCUAAUAGGCUUAAUACAAAGUAGCCUCUCUCAGUGUUCCAUGGAAGUAUUUAUUAAACGAAACAGCAAAUAUCUUACUUUUGAACUCUAAAUGUGCAAUUUUUUUAAACAACAAAGACAGCACACACAUGUAUGAGGCUCUGUUCUGCAGGUUGGGUUGAAAAAACAUUUUUUAACCAGUCACAAGACUGCUAGCAAGCUGCAGAGAACUCAGAGGUCUGACAUAUAAUUGGACUGAUUAUCCACAAUAUCAUGUAGCACUAGAGUGCAUUUAUGUAGAAAUUGCUCCUUCAGAGCAGCGUGAGGAGGGGAGAAUGGCUUACUAGUUGAGUACCAAAGUUAACAAUAAAUACUAAUGAGAUGUGGUUCAUCUUUAACCCGCCCCUCCAAUGCAAAACAACAAUAAUAACAAAAGUUGUAUUUUUUUCUCCCUCAUGAGACACUAUGUAAUUUAAAACUGGUUGUAGGUAUAGUGCAAUUAUGAAUGCUAUAAUCAUUGUACAUGCAUACAUACAUACAUACACGCAUAUAGAUAUAUAUAUGUGUGUGUGUGUGUAUGUAUAUAAUAUAGCAGCAUCCAUAUUGGCUUUGUAAUCAUUAAUUUUUUGGCAGAUUGAAUGUGCUGUAUUGAUAUGUAUCUAUGUAAUUGUAUUGUAUGUCAUAGCUAAUUCACAUUUUAAAUAAUGUUAUUUUAUUUACUUUUUUAAGAGAGAAGAAUGUAAAUUUUGUCAGUUUAUUUCUGACUAGGGAUUUUUUUUUUAUUUACAAA